Molecule: messenger RNA, 5881 nt
Organism: Schistocerca gregaria
Lineage: Eukaryota; Metazoa; Arthropoda; Insecta; Orthoptera; Acrididae
Gene: Arglu1
Product: UPF0430 protein CG31712
Exons: 5
Coding region: 639-1400 (253 amino acids)
Cellular component (GO): nucleoplasm; mitochondrion
Molecular function (GO): cadherin binding
Source: RefSeq, a predicted model, not a curated record
AGCUCGUUUGUGGGGUUCUCUAAGGAGCAUCGUGUAAUACGGCCCUUAAACUUCCAUCUCCUACUUUCGGGUCUGCAUACAUCUCACAGCUGCGCAAAAUUCGGUUGCAGAUGCUUACAAUUUAUCUGUGCAAAUUUUAGGCUCUCCCGCAGAUGUAAUGGACGUAGAUAGAGCGUGAUGUAUUAAAUGGCCUUUAUAGUUGCAUACUAUCCAGAAACUGUGAGCUCACUCUUUGAGCAUUUAUUGAACUCAUGAGUUAUUAGAGUCCUGAUAGAUUACCCAAGAUUUGUAUAUCCAGUUAUUCGUUGUUUGCCCAGAUACGUUUAUCCUCAAAUCAACUAUCGAUACAGUUUUGUAGUUCCCCUCCGUUGUGGUUGUUUAUAAAUUCCUAUUACUUGUCAUUAAUGCAUGUUUUCUUGUUGGUUAGCUGGAAAUGAAAGAUUUAAGAGUCUGCAUGUGUUUUAAUUUUUCGUUGAUAGUAUUCCUUGGCGCAAUUAAUCAGCUUGGCAACACUGCAUAUACUGAACAUGGGGAGUGAAGCGUUGGAGUAAUGUCGGAUAUGUGUUGUCGUUAGAUUCUGUUGUGUUCCUGACACUAGGGCCAGUUCGUUUUAUUCUCCUUGGUGAUAUUUUUACGACAUGGGAAGAUCGAGAACACGAAGCAAAUCACCGAAAAGGCGGCACAAAAGUAAACACUCUCGGAAAAGAUCGAAGUCUCGUGACAGAAGCUCUCACAGCAAACACAGUGAAAAGACAAGGGAAAGGAGCAACAAAUCAAGGAAAAGGUCACAUUCUGGAUCAUCAAGCUGUAGUUCUGAUGCUUCAGACGACGUACCAAGAACUGGUGGACACUCUAGGAAAAGAAGUUACCAUGAUCGGAAAAUGGAUGAAGUUGAAAGACUGGCGGAGAUGGAAAGACAGAGGAGACAAAGGGAGCUAGAACAAAAGAUGGUGGAGGAAGAAACUGCAAAACGAAUUGAAGAGCAAGUGAAGAAGAGGGUUGAGGAGGAAUUGGAAAAACGAAAAGAGGAAAUUGAGGCAGAAGUACUCAGGAGAGUUGAGGAAGCUAAGAAAAUAAUGGAAAAGCAAAUGAUGGAAGAAAUGGAAAGACGGCGAGAACUACAGUUGGAAGAGGAAAGGAGGAGAGAGGCUGAAGAAAGAAGGAAGCGUGAAGAGUUAGAACAGAUUAUGGCAGAAAAUAAUCGUAAAAUUGAGGAAGCCCAGAAGAAACUGGCAGAAGAGCGCUUGGCUAUGGUUGAGGAACAGAGAAAGAUGGAAGAGGAACGCCAAAGGCUGAGAAAAGAGCAAGAAAAACGAAUCAAGGAAGAGCAGAAGAAAAUUUUGGGAAAGAACAAUUCACGACCCAAGUUGUCCUUUACAUUGAAGCCAGCUGUAUCGUGAACAGGUCCAACAAGUCCAUCGUGUUUGCGUGUGUGUAAUCAUAUUUCAAAAGAAAUGUGUGUUUGCAUGAUCGAGGAUUUCAUUUUUCACUCCAUGUGGGUGCUUAAUGAGAACAGGAGUUGACUCAGGACUUAAAUGUUCAGUUUUCAGGUAAUAAUGAGAUAUUCUUAUUUUACCCUGUACUUGAAGUUUUUCAGUCUGUUUUACCCGGCGAUAUAAUUUAAACAUCAAGCUGUAAAAAUUUAAAAGAAAAUAUAUUUGCUGUGGCAUUAGUGAUGUUGAAUCGGGAGUGGAAACUAUUCAUCUAUGAUAAAGGGCAUGAAUGCAAGCCCCUGAAAGACACAAAAUGACAAAAGUUGCUGCCUGGAAAUUUUGUACAGUUCUUGUCUGAUAUGCAUAUGACAAUUUUAGAUUUUUUUACAGCAUUGCGGUAUAGUCUUUUGUAAUCUUGAAAGGGUAAUGUCUGUACAGUAACAAGAUAUUGUGUAGCUUUCAGAUUGUUAUUCAGUAUAACCAAACUAGUAAUGCCUUUCAGUUCCACUGUGUGUUUUCAUUUACUAUUUCCAUGAAAAUUCAUAAAUUUUUCAGCUCUUGAGAUUAUCUUCUGUAGCAAAUACUGAUUUUUGCUAUAACUAUUACUGAUUUUUUUUUUUCAUUUUAUGGGAAUGUAUCUAAAGGAUACCAUAUUGAAAUAAUUGUAACAUGAUAAAAAAAUUAACAGAAUUGGGCAGAUUCACACUUGACACCUCUCUCUCUCUCUCUCUCUCUCUCCCCCCCCCCCCCCCCCCUCUACUAUGUUGUCAUACAGUUUAUAUGAUUCUGUUGUAAGAAUGACGUGCCGUUUUAUCAUUAAGAUUUCAGGUGAAGUGUUGGUUAUUGAUCUUAGGGUUUGGGUGUUUUUUCGGCUUAUUUACUCAUGGCACUUUCAGUAAUUAUAUUACCGCAGGAUGAAUAUUGGUAAAGAUUGUUUUUUAGUGUGGAGAACCAUACUGCCACAUCACCUCUGCAGUUAUCUUUCAAUGAGCUAUCCUUCACAUAUUGCCUGUACAGUUGUGUGUUUCCGUGAGUCAUCCUUCAAGCAGGAGUUACCUUUUUGAAGCACGUCUGAGGGCUUUUGAAAUUGUUAACAAUUUAGCCAUUGACGGACUUUCAUGUUAUGAGGUUCCCAGCCUUCAAUGUGGGGCUUGUAUUGAAUUCACGUGAGCGCAUAUUUGCUCAACAUUUGAGAUGGUAUUAAUUAUGUCCUGCCUUAGUUAAAAGGUGUAAUUAAUAAUUUUGCAUUACUGUGGUGAUAUUUAUCACUUCUAAAGAGUGCUAUUGCCUCUUGUUGUGCAGGUCAGUAGCAAAGCAGAAAACUGCUUAAUUUUCAAUUUUUUCUAACCUGGGUAUUUUGUUGUCAAAGAUGUGGUUGAUUUACUAGUGAUUAUUGCUACAUUACUAUUUGCACACGACACAUUUGUCCCCCUUCAUUUUAUGUAGCGAAAUAUUUGAAACUGGCUCCAUUUUUGUUACUGCAUUAGGGUUAUUUUAUAAUUAACUGAGAAAUAUUCAGAGGAAUGUUUCUAGAACCAUCCACAUACUCAGAUUAAGACUGGGUAUUUAUUUGUACUACUAGGUAAAACCUCUUCAAAAGUUCUUGAAAUAUGUGGUCCAAGAAGUUGGUCUAUAGUAAAAUAUUUGUUUUUGUCUUAAUUAUCCAUUCUUAUUUUUGCUUUUUAAUAUUUGAAUCUUUCUUGGUUAAAAGAAAGGGACAAGAUAAAAUGCCAACUGUGCUUUGCCAAAUCUUGUCUGUCUUUGGCAAUAGUAUGCCUACAGACUUCACCUCCAUCCUUUGCUUUUCCUUUCCUUCAGUCCCCCCCCCCCCCCCUUUCCCUCUCCCCUGGUGACCCCUUGCUCUCUCCUAAUCAAGUUUCAGAAUGGUGUGCAUUUUUCAGAGAUAAGAGUUAAUUUCUAAAUGUUGUAGUUACUCAUUUUGUACUGUUUCCGUCUCUGAAACAUAGUAAUAUGUCACAUUUUGAUAAGUUUUCUUUGAAUCUUAAGUUCAACAUUAUCAAGUGCAACAGUUAAAAACAAAAUCAAACGUGUCGUAAAUUCCCUCUUACUCAGCACAGGCAAAUUGAAAACAUUGCCCUAUCAAUGCUCAUUCCAUCUUUCCAUCAACAGACUGCCUUCCUCAGCUGAUGACAUUUCUGUAAUAUGACAGAUGUUAAUUUAUUUUGUUUUCGUCAUGUUGACUAUCCGAAUAUUUCUUUCAUCAGUAGUUCUUUGUAAUAUUGUUAUUUUGCUCAAUGACUGCCUUGUGUGGAACAUUCUAUUUACUUUUUGUGAAAUAAUAUAUAAUAUCGUUCUGUUUUGUGGAAUUGAAGACAGCUUUGAAAUGAUGAAGACAGGAGAAAUACAGUUGUCCCUGUAAUUAAUCAUUAAUGUAAAAAUUGUGAGGAAGGUAUGCCUGUGAUAUUUUUCGUAAAUGACCUAUCAAGGAAAAAAGGGGAAAUGUGAAAAUGUAGUUAUUUAUAGUGUAGCUUGUGUUAAAAAAAUGUGAAGAUGAGAUUUUUCUGAUAUGUUCAGCACAUUAAUAAAAAAGAAUGAGACGUGCAAACUGGCAUAAUGCUUCAGUUAUUUUCAGUGAAGUACACAUUAAGUUCCCAUUAUUGCAGUAUAAGAAUGGAAUUUUAUAUUUAAGUGUAAUUCGCUAUUUAAUGAGAGGUGAAGAACAUAAGAAAGGGUGGAAACACUUUUUGGAAAGGUUUCCUUGUGGCAUUCAGAAGCUCCCAGUUAGUAAAUACAGACACAUUAAAUAUCAAGCUUAUUACAGUUACAUUCAUACCACUUAUUACUAGCAUGUUCCCAUGCCUUCUUACAUAGAAACAAAGCAGCUCGAAUUUGGAUUUUAAUAGGUGCCUUACAUUUCAAGAAAUGCUGCUUCUCUCUCUCUCUCUCUCUCUCUCUCUCUCUCUCUCUCUCUCUCUCUCUCUCACACACACACACACACACACACACACACACACACACACACACACACACACACACACACAGAGAGAGAGAGAGAGAGAGAGAGAGAGAGAGAGAGAGAGAGAGAACACUCAGAAGUAAAAGUAGAUAUUGCAGGAUUCUCUGUAAUGUAAUGUUUAAUUGAUAUAGGCACCAAAAGGUGUGUGCGUGUGUGUGUGUGCGUGCGUGCGUGCGUGCGUGUGUGUGUGUGUGUGUGUGUGUGUGUGUGUGUGUGUGUGUGUGUGGGCGCGCGCGCGUGUUCGUUCGUGUUCUAAAAAGUGCUGAUCACAUAGAUUUUAGAUUUCCAAAAGGACAAACAAGAGACAUUGAGAAGUCAUUUAGGUAAUACUGGCAAAUAAUUUCAUCAAAAACUUUAAAGUUGAUGGAUAAUUAAGUUUGAAAGAGGUAUAUUUUAGGAAACCACCAUAUACUUGUUCUUAUGUUAGGAGCUGUGCUGCUUUACUACUUUUUUCAGCAUCUGUGUUAGCCUGUUGCCACACUGCAUAGCUUGUGUACUGGGAGCAUUAUUCAUCAAUAUUGUGUUAGCUAAGGGACUCGGUAGAUUAGCUAUUGGUUCAUAUCAUUGAAUCUGCCUAGUGUUUCUUCAGACUGGAAGUACAGUUAUCUGUGAAUGGUCUCCACUUUCAUACAGAUCUAGCAGUUCACAGCUAGAGUAAUGAGCAAUAUGUUUAAUUAUGUUUUCAUAUGUGCUUGUUGAGAAUUGUGCUAUUGUCAUUGUCACUGUUGCAAAGCUAGCGUAUCUUUUUCUAUGUGAGUACUGAUCAGCAAUAUUUAUAUAAUCCAUUUAAAAUAUAUUGUGUUUUGUAUUAUUGUAAAUAAAUGAAAUAAAAUCUUUAGUCUUUUACACUCUGUACAAAGAAAUGUCUUAAUGUCAUAGUAGUAAGAAACAGCAAACUUAGUUUGAAAGUGGAUAUUCCAAGAAUGGUCAGUUGAAGAUUUUAUUUUGUUUUAUUUUUUUCAGUGUUCCUGUUUCUGAACUAGUUAUUGUAAAUAUGUCUGAGGGGUAGUCUUGUGCCAAGGUUCAGGUUUAGAUAUUUUCAGGCCACAUUUAUUCUAAUUGUGUAAUGUUGAAACUAAUAGCACAGAAUUGGAUUUUUGUUUUUAUGUUGUGCUUCACCAGUACCAUUCUUUCUUUGUAGAAAUCAUCCAUUGAGUUUUUUUUUUUUUUUUGUAUAUAUCUGAGUAUUUUGUCCACAUUUGUGUUUUUUUAUUAAUAAUAUGGGAUGGCUGUUUUUUUGGUUAGUCCUCUCUGCAUAUCUUUCUUUUGAUAAAAGUUAUUGGUGACACUGUAAACCAGAUUUGCUUAAAAUUUUCCAGGAUUGUGCGCUUGAGAUUGUCAGUAUUGUUUUUAGAAAUCUCAUGGAAAGAUUUAAACUGUAAGUGCUUGUGUGGAAUCAUAUGACAUAGUUUCAGAAUUCGUGUAAGUUGUGCAUUUUUGUUGCUCAAUAAAUGAUAACAGUGUUAUUGAA